AUGGCUUUCAGUAUCAUUGCCAGGUUACGUGGGCUAAAUGGUAAGUACACCUGGACGAGUCGUCACCUAAUGACCCUGGCGAAACUACCGGCCAAACAGCCUAAAAUUUACACCACGUUGUGUAGUCAAACCAUGAAUAGCACAAUCUUGGAGGCCAACCCUGACAAAUUAUUACCUGGUUCUGACAUGUUAACCUUUUCCCGAGGGUUGCUAUCAGAUAUCAUGACACCGGAGCAAGUACUGCCCACCCCGAAAUAUGUGGAUAAGCGAUCAAGUCGCACAGUACUGCCAUCGGAUUGGAGUUUGAUGGGAACAAAUGAAGGGGAGGAAAUUGGUCUUCAGGUUUGCUUGAUGGGCAACACGAGUUUGGGACAGGCUUACAUUUGGUUAAGUGCCAAUAAUGUGGCUACGUAUUUCGACUUCUCGUUAUCACCUGAGUGUUUUUCCAAAGGUCCCGGUUCCAACCACAAUAGACUGAUUUCUGUGUCGUCCUUUAUUUUUAAGUACUUUCAUAAAGAAGAACUUCAUCAACUCCUCCUCGUUCAGUGGUUCACAGCUUCAGAGAAAUGCUCUGGCUACACCCUUUCGGUGCCUAACUUCCGUACCACUAGAAUGAGUCAUGGGGGCUGGGAUACUGUCAGGUGGCCAAAGCCUCGACAGCAGAAGUCGGCAGGGGAAUUCGGGUUCGAACCGCGGACCUUCCAGUCCCCGUAUUAUGAAGAAAAGAAUAAAGGUGGACGGGGAAGGGAUUUGGUACUAGCUUACUACAAGGAUACACCUCCUGACACUCAUUCAGGCAAUCUGGAUAGAAACGGACAACACGAGGGAUAUUUGCAUAGAUUAUCAGCCACAUCUUGCAGCGUCUCCAGUCAGGCAAGUGGGGAUCACGCGGUCCCCGUUCUAGUCGGCGAAUAA
Opisthorchis viverrini is the source of this 915-nucleotide messenger RNA. RefSeq lists its product as hypothetical. Lineage: Eukaryota; Metazoa; Platyhelminthes; Trematoda; Opisthorchiida; Opisthorchiidae. Bases 1 to 915 code for a protein of 304 amino acids. The record is from RefSeq and is a predicted model, not a curated record. The transcript is spliced from 5 exons.